Molecule: messenger RNA, 222 nt
Organism: Paraglomus occultum
Lineage: Eukaryota; Fungi; Glomeromycota; Glomeromycetes; Paraglomerales; Paraglomeraceae
Source: the annotation of a GenBank genome assembly
AUGGAAAAGGAGCAGCUGUGCUACGAUAGGAAAGAUGUCCACGGUCAACAUGACUACGAAUGGCUGGAGGUUGGCAAAGGGGAGUUGCCCAAGGGCCCCCAACGUACGGAAAUAUCCCACUCAGCAGGACAUUUAAAACUGAGUGGUGAAGAAGCCUUUUUCCUCACGGUCGAGGAAAAGAAGAAAUGCGGCGGAGCUUUCAACAUGUCGGCGAAAAAGUGA